This is a messenger RNA of Helianthus annuus (common sunflower), 1948 nucleotides long. RefSeq lists its product as uncharacterized. NCBI's taxonomy places the organism in Eukaryota, Viridiplantae, Streptophyta, Magnoliopsida, Asterales, Asteraceae. Bases 58 to 1536 code for a protein of 492 amino acids. The transcript is spliced from 5 exons. The record is from RefSeq and is a predicted model, not a curated record.
CUUAAAACUCACCUUGUUUGAGUCGCUACCGCAAACCGGUACAAACGGUUGAAUAAAAUGGCGGUCUACCACACCUACUCCACUUUCCUCACCCUAUGCCGUCGUCACCACCACCGUUACCACUCAUUCAUUUCAUCUCACUUUCAAACGCACCACAACAUCAACAAUUUCCUACAUCAUUUCACUCCUAAUAAACCGCUAAGCACUAGCACCGAGUCAGUUGAGCCACCGGAAUUGUCCGGUAAAAACGCCUACGAUCUCCUAGGGCUUCCGGAAUCCUGCUCGUUUUCAGAAAUCAAAGCUUCGUUUCGGAAAUUAGCCAAGGAAACUCAUCCAGAUCUAUCUCAAUCGCAUUCCAAUCGGUUUGUUCAGAUUCUCGCAGCUUAUCAGAUAUUGUCAGAUACUGAAAAGAGAGCACACUAUGACAAAUAUCUAUUUUCACAAAAAGUAGUUAUCCAUAAACAAUCAAGACAAGGUUCCCAAAUGUACACAUACGAAUCCUACGAAACAACAGAAAAGCCGAUGGAAGUUGUUGAAUGGUUAAAAUGGUAUAGAUACGCCAUAAACGAUAUCGUAUCAGAGAAGAGAAUAAUGGACGGAACAGGCUACUUCGACGUGCUACAAAACGAUUUUUACUCAGCCAUAAACGCAGCUUAUUACGGUCCUCUAAUUCAAUCAAUGGACUUUCUUCCCGACUGUUUCGAAGCUGACGUUAGAUCUGUUCCCGGAACUUCCGAGGUCCUGCAUUUGGUUUCUGGACGGGACCUAUUCGGUAAAGUCUGCAUUGCUAAAACGGUUCUUGAAUUAUCACAUGCCUGUUAUCGAGAUUCAGGCACUCAAAUUAGAACUUAUGAUAACCACAGUGAUGCAUACAAAGACCUGGAGUUGCAUGUAUCAGGAAAGAUUGUUGCUGUGGCGAAGAGGGUCCCGCCAAAGAGUUAUACUGCUGACGUGUCAAAUGAAGAUUGCGAAGAUCGUAUACAUGUUUAUCUGAAUCUACAUGAAGAGGGUCCCACCAAAGAUGAUUUUGAGGAAGAUACAAUAAGUAAGAUGUUUUUGGGAAGCAUAAUAGGAUUAGGGACUAGUGGGGAAGAAGGGUCUUGCUUUGUUUAUAAUAACUGUGACAUGAAGACGCAUGUGGUUAUGAUUCACCGGACACUACUGGUGAAACAUAUGCACUGGUAUCAACUCGGAGACGAGGUAUCUGUUUGUGAAUGUAGAUGCACCAGAGCGCGUUUACCACCAAGCAAGUAUUGGUUGUUUGAACCUCGUUGUGGUUUGCAUGACGUUGGCGGUUGGUAUGUUGAGACAUACGGGAAGGAUAAUAAAGGAAAAACCGUACCAUCGCAGAGGUAUUGGGAUGGCGUUGACUUUAGUCAACCUUCUGAAAGGAGGGUUCAUCCAGCCAUGUACUUGCUAGCUCUUGCGUACAGAACUUUAGAUAUAGAAGAAACCAAGAGGAAAAAACAAUCGAUUAGAGACGUAGUUGAAGGGAAAAUGUCGGAAGUAUACAAUUGGUGCAAAAAACUUAUGUAGGAAGAGCAUAUAUGUGAUGAAUGGCCUGGCAGAUGCAUACCCUACACCGUAAUUGUAUAUCAGAUGGCUAAAUCUUGUCCGUCGGAUCAAGUUUUCUGCAAAUUAUUGGUCAUCACAUUGGAGAACUUGAGUGUUCCUCAAAAAUAUGAAUCAAGUAUGUACAGUGGAGGUAAGGAAGAGCCAUUUAAAUAACCGUAUGUUAUGGCUUAAUUUAUGAAGGAAGUACCUCUAAAUCAUAGGUUUGAAUAUAAAGAAUCAUGUCAUCCCAAUAUCUUGUAAUGCAAGAAAGAUCUUGGGAGAUGGAAAGCGAUUCCUGUAAAAUUGGUUUUUCCAAAAGAUGUAUUUAGUCUCAUAUUCAUUCUUUUUUAGUACACACUACAUCUAAAAAAAUAAAUAUUCUGUUUAUGUUGUA